This is a messenger RNA of Corythoichthys intestinalis (scribbled pipefish), 4788 nucleotides long. RefSeq names its product SMAD family member 3a (gene smad3a). Gene Ontology annotation, molecular function: I-SMAD binding; RNA polymerase II cis-regulatory region sequence-specific DNA binding; DNA-binding transcription factor activity, RNA polymerase II-specific. Gene Ontology annotation, biological process: transforming growth factor beta receptor signaling pathway; SMAD protein signal transduction; anatomical structure morphogenesis. The record is from RefSeq and is a predicted model, not a curated record. Lineage: Eukaryota; Metazoa; Chordata; Actinopteri; Syngnathiformes; Syngnathidae. The transcript has 8 exons. Bases 349 to 1626 code for a protein of 425 amino acids. Gene Ontology annotation, cellular component: heteromeric SMAD protein complex.
AGAGGAAAUUCGUCUUGGUGAUUUAAAAAAAAAAAAAACGUGUAAAAUAACCCCUUUUAUUUAUUUUGAAAACGUGCAGACGGGACUAGAUUUCUUGGCGGAAGGUUAUUAAUUCCACAGCGCAACAGUGUGCCGUCACACAUUUCAUGAGCUGCAGUCAAGCGGACAGAGUUCACGGCUGCAUUUAAAUCCUGGAAACCCCUGUGAAAGUUGAAUAAUACUCAAAAAUCGAGGGAAUAACAAUUCAACCCGUGUUAUCCGGGUCGCUUUGAAGGAGAUCGCCUCUGUUUUUAUUACCGCGGCAGCCAACCUUGUGGACACUGGAAGAACUCAAAAGCGAGCUGAAAGAUGUCAAUUCUGCCUUUCACUCCCCCCAUCGUCAAGAGACUUUUGGGUUGGAAGAAGGGAGAGCAGAACGGCCAGGAAGAGAAAUGGUGUGAAAAGGCGGUGAAAAGUCUUGUGAAGAAACUGAAGAAGACGGGACAGCUGGACGAACUGGAGAAAGCCAUCACCACGCAGAAUAUCAACACAAAAUGCAUCACCAUACCAAGGUCUCUGGAUGGCCGUCUGCAGGUCUCUCACAGAAAAGGCCUGCCCCAUGUCAUCUACUGUCGUUUGUGGCGUUGGCCCGACCUGCAGUCCCACCAUGAACUGCGAGCAGUGGAGCUGUGCGAAUACGCAUUUCACACAAAAAAGGAUGAGGUAUGCGUAAAUCCCUACCACUACCAGAGAGUAGAGACCCCAGUCCUCCCACCUGUGCUGGUGCCCAGACACACAGAGAUUCCCAGUGAAUUUCCACCUCUGGAUGACUACAGCCAUUCAAUUCCCGAAAACACCAACUUCCCUGCUGGUAUUGAGCCACAAAGCAACUAUAUACCAGAAACGCCACCGCCAGGCUACCUCAGUGAGGAUGGAGAGACCAGCGAUCACCAGAUGACACACAGCAUGGACACAGGCUCGCCGAACCUAUCGCCCAAUCCUGUUUCCCCCACGCACAAUAACUUGGAUCUCCAGCCUGUGACAUACUGCGAGCCAGCCUUCUGGUGCUCCAUUUCCUACUACGAGCUGAACCAACGAGUAGGAGAGACCUUCCACGCUUCACAGCCAUCACUGACGGUAGACGGUUUUACAGACCCUUCCAAUUCGGAGCGGUUCUGCCUAGGCCUUUUGUCCAACGUCAACCGCAACGCUGCGGUGGAGCUAACGCGCAGACACAUUGGUCGUGGAGUCAGACUUUAUUACAUUGGAGGAGAAGUGUUCGCCGAGUGUCUCAGUGACAGCGCCAUCUUCGUUCAGAGUCCUAACUGUAACCAGCGCUACGGCUGGCACCCCGCCACUGUAUGCAAGAUCCCUCCAGGCUGUAAUCUGAAGAUCUUCAACAACCAGGAGUUUGCUGCAUUGCUGGCCCAAUCUGUCAACCAGGGUUUUGAGGCUGUCUACCAGCUCACCAGAAUGUGCACCAUUCGCAUGAGCUUUGUCAAGGGCUGGGGGGCUGAGUACAGGCGACAAACGGUGACCAGCACCCCCUGCUGGAUUGAGCUGCACCUGAACGGCCCCUUGCAGUGGUUGGACAAGGUGCUCACGCAAAUGGGCUCCCCCAGCAUCCGAUGCUCCAGCGUCUCCUAGGGCAUGCUAGUGACUGAAAACAACCAGCCAGUACGCAAAGAUGAUCCUUCAGUCCACCUUUAUACUGCUCUCCUUCCCCAGUAGCACUUUUUAUACACUACACUAAAUAAGGCCUGCGUGUUUUUGUGGCAUAAGGGGGAAAAGUGCAUUAAAGCAGGACCAUGUCAGUAGGAAUUCUGCUUGUUGAUCGUUCUUGUCACAUCUUCACUAAGUGAAUGGCUCAACCGAGGUUUUUUUUUUCAGUUAACAGAUUGACAUAUUUGUUUUGGGAUUUUUUUUUUUUUUUUUUUAAUGUUCUUAUCAAACCAAUGUCAUCCAAGUAUUUUACUGUUGUUCAUCCUCAAUUUAAAGUUUACCAGUGUCUUAAAAACAUGUUUGACAUGCUAUCAUUAAAAUACCAGAAAGAUUGACUUAAUACCACACAUGGCCAACAAUAGCCCACUCUAGAUCACAGUGGCUCAAUCAUCAAUCAAAAAUUCAACCGUGAAACAGUGACUGAUUAUAAAAAGUGUGCGUUAUGGACAAGCACUCCAAGGAUGCGACUACAGGUAGUCCCGGUAUUACAACGUAUUCGACUUACGCGCAUAAACAGUAUCAUAUUGUACCUCGCAUUAUCUUAUUUUUUACUUUACUUUAUUAAUAUGACAUGUUCUGUCCUCACUAAACUAAAGUAAACUGAACUGAAUUUGUUCAGCUUUACAGACUGCAAGCAAGGCAAUUGUGCUUUUGAAGCUUUGUACUUCCUUCACUUUUGACAAUUAUUAAAGCUGUAAAACACAUAUGUACACUUAAGUUCAAAACAUCAUGCAUUUUGACAAUAAAACACUUGACACAAAACAAUUGGUGUUCAAAUGUCCAUCUAGUCCAGGGGUGGGCAAACCGGUCCUCGAGGGCCGCAGUGGGUCCUGGUCUUUGUCCAACUGACCCAGCACAGAUAGUUUAACCAAUGCGGUUUCAGCAGAAAUGAGAAGCACCUGACUGCAAUCGACUGAUUGCACUUGUAAAACAGCAGAUUGGUGAAAAGGUGUCCUCUUAAUGGGUUGCAACAAGAACCCGCACCCACUGCGGCCCUUUGUGGAAUAGUUUGCCCACCCCUGAUCUAGUCUGAUUCAUAUGUAAAUUUAGUAGAUUAAAUUAGCCUAACUAGCCAAUCACUCAAACGUAACUCCACAAACUGUAACUGUAAACUUAACUACAAAUGCAUACACAAACAUAUUAGCUGAAACAACUUACAGCCUUAUGAGGGCCAAACCAGAACGCUAUCCUUUAUCCAUGUCAGUUGUCUGAGUCUGCUUCUCAGUCAUACGAGGCGAAUCCUGCUUGUUGAUCAUUCUUGUCACAUCACACUUGUCACACAGUCAUACAAUGCGACAGUCCAGUUCGACCUAACUGCCAUCAGAGGGCAGUGUAUCCUCCAUCAUUAAACAAAAUACAAUACUUUUGGGAUACAGUGGUACCUCUACAUACAAAGUUAAUUCGUUCCAGGACCUUGUUUGUAAGUCAAAAUGGUCCUAUGUUUAGCAGGAUUUUCCCAUAAGAAUACAUUAGAAUUCCAUUAAUUCUUUCCACAGCCCAAAAACCUACACUAAAUCCUUAAUAAAUACUGCUGGUACUAUUUCAAAUGACAAUUACUCAUAGCCAAUCAAAUAAAUUAUAAAAAAAAGUCGUAAUAAUAAUAUAAUUCCUGUAAUAAUGUAACGAAUCGGGUUCUAAUGUGGCGGACGUUUUUUGCUUUACCUGAAUGCACCGCGUAGCUGACGUGACAGAGAGAGGGAGCGGUGCGGUUGAGAGUUUACUAUCAUUUUUAAUGUUUUGUUGAGAACACCGUCAACUGCAGCAGACAGUAGGUGUUUUGUGUUGGACAAGUUCUAAAAUAAAUGAUAAAAACCUGACGACGCUGGCGAUUUCUUUGGCGAUGUUACCGCAAUAAAAAUUGUCACCUUAACUUAUAAAGACCUGCGAAUGGUGGUCGGAGGAGGACCGUGGAGAUCAUAGAUAUUCUACGGCUGUAUUGUUGAGUCAGUUCACGGAUGCGCACCCCACGCUCAUAUCUCCGAUUUACGCGGAACUUUGGGAUACGUCGCCAAUAUAGGAACGGAAUUCGUUCGUAACCUUUGGACUACCUGUAUUUGGAUAAAAGCAAUUAUUUAGGCAAAGAUUUUCCUUUAAAUUGUUCCCGUUCACAAAAACUUUCUUACUCGCCCUGCAAGCUCACAUCAGGAAAUUCCAUGUUGUCAUUAUCUUUCUCAGUCAUGUCUCAAGGCGGACAUCUAACAGGCAUCCACAAUGAGGAUACUGAAGACAUCUCAUGCGCUUAACAUUUGGAUUAACCUCGCAAGACAGUUUGUUUUCCCUACUUAAUUAUCAUGUUUAAACUCUCAGGACUGUAAAAUAAACAAUAAAAAUAUAGCCUAAUCCAUUUGUAUACAGCAUUCAGGGGAAAAGACAAAUAUGUCACAUUUCUUUUAACUUCUAUUUUUCUAAGACAUAACCUUUUCUCCCUGCAGCUUUUGAUAAAGGGAAAUGUCAAGAUCAAAGCAUGUAAAUAACAGCUGUGCUAAAUCUUUAUUUUUACUGUGUAGUUUUUUCUUUUUGAUCCGUUUACCAUGUACAAAAUAUAAUGUUGAUGACUUCCGUCAAAAGGCAAUGUAAGAAUUUUCAGUCUUAGCUUUGGUUCUAGCAGAAGGUGCACUUCCUUCCAAAGUAAAGUCCUGAACAUGGACAAGAUUUCUCCUUACGAGUAUACUUCUUUUCAUAAAUCCAGCUUUGACCAUUAUGCCUGCCCAGUGGUGCUAAUAUUUAACAUUGUUGGGACAUAAAACUACCGUAGUGUGUUGACACUAACAGAUAGGUGGUGACUUUCAAACAUGUCAAAUGUUCAGUUUGUUUCAGAAAAGUAGUAUCUACCAAUCUGAGACUGUGAUCUCACUUUGUAGUGACACUGAACGCCACAGUUACAAGUCCUCCAAGGGUUCUUUCUAGGACCCCAAAGUAUUCUUUGUACCCUCUUUAGUAAGUGUUUGUGCUUUUUCAAAUUGUUCACUUUAUUAAUUCAUCUGUAUUACCAGUAGUUGAGAUUUUACUUCAUUUUGGAUGUCUGGUAUGCAAUAAUUUCCUUAGUUUUCUUUUGUCUAUAAAAAUGUGUUGCUUUGUACAUUUCUC